This is a messenger RNA of Verticillium alfalfae VaMs.102, 861 nucleotides long. RefSeq lists its product as hypothetical. The transcript has 3 exons. The record is from RefSeq and is a predicted model, not a curated record. Bases 1 to 861 code for a protein of 286 amino acids. Gene Ontology annotation, cellular component: membrane. NCBI's taxonomy places the organism in Eukaryota, Fungi, Ascomycota, Sordariomycetes, Glomerellales, Plectosphaerellaceae.
AUGGCGACGACGACGAUUGAGCUCGAGCCAGUGCAGGCCUAUGGCUCCCGCGACCUCUCUGCCAACCCAUCAAAGCCAUCUUCACCCCGUCUUGCCCCAACCGAACAUCGAACCCAGGCAAUGGGCGAUGAGGAACCUCAAGACCUCAGUCGUGCGACGAAACUCAAGUUGCUGGCGGCCGGCGUUUCUUUCUUCGUCUCAGGCACCAACGAUGGAAGCAUUGGUGCUCUAGUCCCAUACUUCAUCCGCGACUACGAGCUCAGCACAGCCGUCGCCUCUGUCGUUUACGGCGCCAACUUCCUCGGAUGGCUCUUCGCGGCCUUCACAAACACGUACUUGACCCAACGGUUCGGCCUUGGGGCCACCGCAGUUGCCUCUGCCGGCACGACGUCUUACUGGUACCUCUACUAUACAUUUCCACUGGCUCUUGGCGUAGGAAACCUAGCACUCACAUGCUAUGCCUUCCGGGAUACGAUACACUUCCGAGGCAGACCUCGCUCGGGUGCGAACAACACGCCAAACACCGAGACCCAACUGUCUGGAAGCACAAGCGAGCCUACAAAGGGCGCAGCUCAGCUGGUCAAGGAGACCCUCUCCAACAGGUCCGUCUGGGUCAUUAGUGCUUUCUUCUUCUUCUACAUUGGUGGCGUUCUGACUGCUGUUGGCUGGAUCGUCGAGUUCCUGGUGGAGGUCCGCGAUGGCAAUCUUGCCCACAUGGGUUACGUCCCCGCUGGCUUUAGCGGCGGCGGUCUGCCCGGCCGUAUCCUGCUCGCAGAGCCAACAUUCAGGCUCGGGGAGCGCAGAAUGAUAUUCAUCUACUGUGUCCUGGCUCUUGCGUUCCAGCUGGUGUUUUGGCUGUAA